Messenger RNA from Cornus florida, 2602 nucleotides. RefSeq lists its product as uncharacterized. The transcript is spliced from 6 exons. The record is from RefSeq and is a predicted model, not a curated record. Gene Ontology annotation, molecular function: translation initiation factor activity; mRNA binding. The coding region runs from base 206 to 2155 and encodes 649 amino acids. NCBI's taxonomy places the organism in Eukaryota, Viridiplantae, Streptophyta, Magnoliopsida, Cornales, Cornaceae.
GUGUGGCACCCGUGGGUAGAACGCGAACCUCCUCUCUCAAUUCUGUGUCCUCCCGACCCUGUUCGAGAUUUAUAGAGAGAGACAGAGAGAGAGAGAGAGAGAGGGUUAGAGAGGAUAUAGGGAUCUUUUAAGAGAGAGAAAGAUUUAAGAGAGAGAAAGAGAGAGAGAGGGUUGGGGGGAGGGGAAGAGAAGCGAGAGAGAGAGAAUGUCGAAGAAGAAAGCUUCGGGAGGCUCGACUACGAUGACACUGAAAGACUUCCAUGGCGGUUCCAUUCCUUCCGAUCUUCCUCUCCCUUCUGCUCCUGGCGUAACUGUGAGGCCUUCGAGUCGCGGUUUCGAUCGCCAGUCACCCUGGGGACAACCUAUCGGGAGAUUAGAUAAUCGAUUAAGGCCCGGUUCAGCUGGGUCUGUGAGGAAUUUUGACGACAAGACUCCAUUUUUCAAUCAUAGUGCACAAAUUGGCCGGAAUUUCGAUGAGGAUGAACGGAAGCCCUUGGAUGGUGUCUCGGCUCCGCGCCGAACUAUCAGUGACGAGAGCACCCGUUCCAUGCAAAUUAGUUCUGAGCCAAAGCCUGAAUAUUCGUCUACUGGGAAGUUACCUAGUCGACAUGUUUCAGCUUCGGUGUCUGAGUUGUCUGGUGGUACUGCUAGUUCUUAUGCUGCAAAAUUUGCUGCGGCGGGUCAUGUGACAGUUAAUUCAGAGAGUUUGGGUAGCAGCAGUUCUUACUCCGCGAGAUUUACUGAAGCCCGACAUGUGGGAGGGAAUGGUGGGCGGAAUGUUGCUGCUGGUUCUUCUCCAAAUGCUUGGGCAGUGAGGAAGGAGGCAGUGGAUAUCAUGGAGCCAGUGCCUGCUGUACAGUCCGCACCAAAUGCUGCCCUUAAGUUUGCUAAUGCCAGUGCCCUUGAGAAGGUCUCUUCUGGUAGAUGGAUGUCCAAGCAAACAAUCCAUCAUCAGACAGAUAUCGAGGUCAUUAGACAUCCGGAAUCAGAGAGUGAAUAUCGAUCCAACGGUAACAAUAUUUUUAAUAAGAAUACUCACAAUGUGAUGCAUCCUGCGGGUGGUAUGGAAUAUCAUGACAUGGCAUUGGCAAGAGAUGCCGAAAGGAGUUUGAUUGUUGAUGAUGGCAUUCGUGGCAGCAGCAGGGAGUUGCUGGCCCAUGAGAGGGCCACGUCUCCUUUGUAUCCAGAAGCAAAAGAGAGGAAACCGACAAUGUAUGCUGAAGGGCUUCCGGCUCUUAGCAACGGCAAAUCUGGUGGAUUGGAGGUGAAAUCACCAACGCCUUCAGAACCAUCUGAACGUCCUAAAUUAAAAUUACUUCCAAGAUCUAAGCCUUUGGAGGGUUUGGAUCAACCUAUUGGUUUUAAGCAGGGGUGCCCGCAGCCAACUGAUUCAGAUCAUGUGGAAGAUGCUAAUGAAUUACAUGGAAAUGCAAAUCUUAUGAAACCUGUAGUAGCUGGAUCUGACAGUGGGAAUCGGGCCGUAGAGCGUCCAAAAUUGAAUUUAAAGCUCCAGCCCCAGCCGAAUGAACAAUUAGAAGGAAACGUUGAAAAAGAAAGGAAAACAUUAUUUGGUGGUGCUCGGCCACGUGAAUUGGUUCUGAAGGAGCGAGGCAUUGAUGAUGUUGCUGUCAACAGUCGUGAUCUGAGUCAGCCUCCCAAUAGAGUCGCACAAGAUGUACCCAGGUCCCCGAAUGUGCCUCUGCAUGCAACGCCAACCCGCUACAAUGAAAGAGCUGAUAAAAAUUCCCAUGAUCAUCGGAUCGGAAAGAAUACUGAUAGGCGAGAUCACCAGUUGGAUGCUGAGAGGACUGAUGUGCAGAGGAGGAAUUGGCGAAGUGAUAAUUGGAGCAGCAAGGAAACUGAGAAGGACCGGCAGCAGCAGCAGCAGCAGCAGCAGCCACGCGAGAGGCCGCCUUCGCCAGAGACCUGGCGAAAGCCUGUUGAGCAGCCAAAAACAGCCUCCCAUGAUGCUGCUGGACUGCGUAAUGGAAAAGCGGCUUCAGCGGUUGAGCUAGCCCAAGCGUUCUCGAGAUCAAUCUCAGAUUCAAAGACAGCAGACCGAUUUUCUGGCCAAAGAGGCCUCCCUGGCCGGGGCCAGUUGCCUUUUUCUCGGCUGACAGGUCCAACCCCAAGGCCUCAGAUUAACAAUUACUGAAUUUUGAAACGUGCGUCAGAUGUUCACUGGUGAAGAGAGAGCGUCACCGGGUAUUGUGAUUUUAGUUGAAGGAUAAAGAAUGUGUGCAUUUUCAAGCUCUUUGGAGUACUUCGCAGCAAGAGGGCAGACAGACACCUAACUCUGUUUAAUUUUACCCCAUUACAAGAUUUUAAAAAUUGAUGCUGUUCUUCUGUCAGGGUCUUCCCUCCCCUCCCCCUCCCCCUCCCCCUCCCAAUUCCGAUGUGCCCUCCUCUUUCUCCUCCAGUUACAAAAAAUGAAUAAAUAUGAAUAAGAACCCCUUUUUAUUAUUAAAAUUUGGCUUUUACAUUAUUAUUAAGGAUGGUGUUUUUAUUUUUUCUUGUGAAAAUUAGGAUGAUAUUGGCCAUUGAUUUUGAAAAUUAAGGGCUUGGUUUAUAAUAUAUGCUAUCAUGACAUGUCUGGGAGUUA